AUGCUUACACCUCCCGUGUCGCCUCACAGAGUCGAACUAGAGUCAAGCUCAACAGGGUCUUCUUUCCCCGCCGAUCGUUCCAAGCCCGUUCCCUUGGCUGUGGUUUCGCUAGAUAGUAGUUCAUUGAAACAUUUUAAACCUGACUUUCCAUUAUUUCUCUAUAUUUUUCAUCCAUUCUUUCUGUCUUCCUUCUUUGCUUCCAUCCUUCCUUCCCUCCUUUCAUUCUUAAUUCUUUCUUUCAUGCCUUCAUUUCUUUCUUUUCCUACACUUUUUCUUUCAUUUUUCAUUCUUCUUAUUCUCUCUUUCAAUCUUUCUUUCUUUCUUUCUUUCAUUUUUCAUUCUUCUUAUUCUCUCUUUCAAUCUUUCUUUCUUUCUUUCUUUCUUUCUUUCUUUCUUUCUUUCAUGCCUUAUUGGAACACAUCAUUUUUUUUUCUUUUUUUCUUUUCUUUUUUUAUUUUUUUCUUAUUUUAUUUUCUUUCUUUAUUUUUUUUCUUUCAUGAUUUAUUGGCACACAGUUUUUUCUUUCUUUCUUUCUUUUUUUUUUAUUUUUUUUCUUUCUUUAUUUAUUUAUUUAUUUAUCCUCUUUCUGUUUUUUAUAUAUUUUUCAUCCAGUCUUUCUUUCUUUCUAUUUUUGUUGUAUUUUUCUUCCAGUCAUCAUCUUUCUUUCUUUCUUUCUUUCUUUCUUUCUUUCUUUCUUUCUUUCUUUCUUUCUGUUUUUCUUUCUUAUUAAAGUUUCAUCUCAAUUACGCUCCCUUCCUUCCUUCCUUCCUUCCUUCCUUCCUUCCUCAAGCUUUAUCCCAAUUACCCUUUCUUUCUUUCUUCCUUCCUUUCUUUCUUUCUUUCUUUCUUUCUUUCUUUCAUGCCUUAUUGGCACACAGUUCUUUCUUUCUUUCUUUCUUUCUUUCUUUCUUUCUUUCUUUUCUUUAUUUAUUUAUUUAUUUAUUUAUCCUCUUUCUGUUUUAUAUAUAUUUUCAUCCAGUCUUUCUUUUCUUAAAUAUAUUUUUGUUGUAUUUUUCUUCCAGUCAUUAUUUUUAUUUAUUUUCUUUCUUUCUUUUCUUUUUUGGAAUUUUCUUUUAUUUUUUGUAUUUUCUUCAUUAUUUCAUUUUUCUUUCUUUAUUUUCUUUUUUUUCUUUUUCUUUCUUUUCUUUUAUUUUCUUAUUUUUUUGUCUUCUUUUAUAUUUUUAUUUUCAUCUCAAUUUUUCCUUCCUGAAAUUCCUUCCUUCCUUCUUCCUUCCUUCCUUCCUUCCUUCCUUCCUGAAUUCCUUCCUUCCUUCCUCAAGCUUUAUCCCAAUUAAUUGUUUUCAUUCUUUAAAAAAUUUCUUUCUUUUCUUUUCUAUUUUUCAUUUCUUUCUUUCAUGCCUUAUUUGUACCAGUUCAUUUCUUUCUUUCUUUCUUUUAGUCAUUUUCUUUCUUUCUUUCUUUCUUUCUUUCUUUCUUAUUAAAGUUUCAUCUCAAUUUUUCUUCCUUCCUUCCUUUUCUUUUUAUUUUACUUUUUCUUUCUUUUUUUUCUUUCUUUCUUUCUUUCUUUCUUUCUUUCUUUCUUUCAUGCCUUAUUGGCACACAGUUCUUUCUUUUUUCUUUUUCAGAUAUACACUUUCAUUGUUACCGCUUUUAUACUUUUUAAUUAUCUUUCUUUUUCAAACUUUUUCUUUCUUUCUUCCUUCCUCUCUUUCUUUCUUUCUUUCUUUCUUUCUUUCUUUUUUACAUCCUUCAUUCAUUUUUUCUCUCUCUUGUUCGUUUUUUCUUUCUUUUUUAAUUCUCUUUCUACCUUUCCGUCCAUAUAAACUUUGUUUUUUUUUACUUCUUUUUUUGUUUUUUAUCUUUCUUUUUUCUUUCCUUUUAGUUCUUCUUUUCUCUCUUUCUAAUUCCCUUUCUUUCUUGACAUAUACAAUUUCUUUUUUUUUACUUCAUUCUUUGAAUUUAAUUAUUUUUCUUUCUUUGAAAUUUUCUUUCUUUUUCAAUUAUCUUUCUGUUUUUCGUUUUAAUUUCAUUUAG
Molecule: messenger RNA, 1995 nt
Organism: Acanthosepion pharaonis
Lineage: Eukaryota; Metazoa; Mollusca; Cephalopoda; Sepiida; Sepiidae
Source: the annotation of a GenBank genome assembly